AUGUGUUCUGAAGAAGACAAGUGUGACUUCCAAGUGCAUAACCAAAUGGGGUUGAAUGCACUUGACAUCUUAGUUAAAAUAGCACUGAAUUUAACAGUGAAUGGGAGUGUUGUGAGUUCGAAUGGAGAGACUUUAAGACAAGACUUGGGUGUUGCAGUUGCACUGAAGUACAAUGAGAUAGAUAGUCGAUUCCAACUUGUUGUCGACUUGAACAAGUUCCAAAACUUCUCGGAGAGCAUGAUGGUCAAUGGAGAGUGCUGGAAAGGACUUAUGGAGAAUGGGACGGGGAUACCAACAAUCAAAGUCGAUACUGCGCUCGACAGCUUUAAGGUCACUGCGGAAUCUGUAGACAUCCAUGAAGGCAUACAAACGGUGAUCAAUGCGCUUUCUGAUAUUGUUGUGUACACAUACAAAGAUACGUUCCCCGUACUGGCAAAUGGAUUUGCAAAUGAAGUGGUGAGGACGUCGAUGAAUGAAGGUAUUGAGAAUGCGACGAUAGAAGAGUGUGACUACAUUGUCGACCCCCCAUUCAUGUCUUUUGACCACGAAUUUGUAUUGAUUGGUGUGAUAGUCUCUGUGAUUCUUGGGUUGAUUUUCUGCGCCAUUGCGAUUGGGUUUCUGUUUGUGAGGAAGAGAGAGAUGAAGAAAAAGGCUGAGGAGUUACAGAGGACUGGAGGAGUCCUGCUUUCUCCGGAACAAGUGAGUGUCUUAUCGAACGAGACGGGGGUUGAAAAGAAUGAAGGUGAUGCGCUUAUACAUGAAGGAGAGGAUGAGAAGUCUCUAUGGAAAAAGAUGAGUGAAAAAGUUGUGUGGUUCUUCAAACAGUACAUUCGAACGGAUCAUGAAGGAGUGAGUAUGUUCUUAGAUGACCGAAUAUCGAUAAUAAUCAGAGUGAUCGUGCCUCUGGUUAUCUUCUUGACGUUUGCGGUGUUUAUUACGGACAAGACGGGUAUUGGGUGUGCGGUGCGCGUGUUUGUGUUGUUUGGGAAUAAUAACAAGAUCAAUGCAUUGGUGUCGUCCUAUGGUCUUAUGGACACGGUGACGAAUAUGUGGCAUGCGGGGAUCUACCCCCUGGCUAUUCUCAUUCUGUUGUUCUCAUGUAUAUGGCCAUACACCAAAUUGAUAUUGUUAUUCUUCACGUGGACGACCCCACCUACUAUUAUGAGUACUAAAGUGAGGUAUCGAAUACUGUAUGUUCUUGAUGCGUUGGGGAAGUGGUCAUUUCUGGACUCGUACGUCAUGACCCUGAUGGUUGUCAGCUUCUAUUUUAAUGUUCCCUUGCCGAUAUACCAUCCUGAGAAUGUCACCACCCCUAUGAAGAUACAACUGUGGGUCGAUCCGGAGUUCUGCUUUACUGCAUUGGUAGCAGGUACUAUUGUCACGUUGUUAUUGUCACAUGUUAUGUUGUAUAUUCAUGAAGAUAUAUUGAGCAGUAAGACAGACAAUAUUGGGAGUGAGGCGGUACACAAGAGACCGUUGUUCAUGUACAGUCGAUUUAUAUUUGUCAGGAUCUUAGUUGUAGUUCUUAUCAUCAUAUCAAUGAUACUUGUGAUAGUUGGGAUGUUACUCAAUUCGUUUUCAUUUGACUUCAUGGGGAUGACCGGGUGGGCGCUCGACUUGUUGAAUUAUCCGCAACACCGCAUAUUCUCGAUUAUGGACUUGGGGAUUCAAUUACCGGGCGACACAAGAGAGCCAAACAGUUUUGUGGUGAGGUUCAUUCAAGUGACAUAUUUUGUCACGAUUGUAGCGAUCCCACUGCUCCAUAUGAUCAUGAUGUUAUUCUUGUGGGUUACUCCUAUGACCCGAAAGGUCCAAUUUUAUGUGUUAAAGAUGUGUCAAAUAUUGUAUGCAUGGUCGUGUAUUGAUGUAUUCAUUAUUUCAGUGAUUGCAGCAGUGGUACAACUGUCACAAUUUGCUGCAUUUAUGGUGGAACCGUUUUGUGGGAAAACUAUACCAGCGAUUGGGAUGAGCUUUGAUGAACUGAUUGGGAAGUAUCUGGGGGAUAAAAAGUAUGUGAAAGGGCAUGAAACAUGCUUUGAAGUGAUGGCCGUAUUAACUUCGGGAUGCUGGACAUUGUUUGCUGGUGUUAUUGUAUAUACAGUUGCCUCCUUGUUCAUCACAAAAAUAUCAAAGAAGGCACUUGACAAACGGUUGCCAACGCAGGAAGAAAUCGACCGAUACAAAGCAGAAAGAAGAGAAGAAGACAAAUUGCCACUCCUCGAAGGAACUGUUUAA
Entamoeba invadens IP1 is the source of this 2235-nucleotide messenger RNA. RefSeq lists its product as hypothetical. The record is from RefSeq and is a predicted model, not a curated record. NCBI's taxonomy places the organism in Eukaryota, Evosea, Mastigamoebida, Endamoebidae. The transcript has a single exon. The coding region runs from base 1 to 2235 and encodes 744 amino acids.